Molecule: messenger RNA, 648 nt
Organism: Hyalella azteca
Lineage: Eukaryota; Metazoa; Arthropoda; Malacostraca; Amphipoda; Hyalellidae
Product: DNA-directed RNA polymerase II subunit RPB1-like
Exons: 4
Coding region: 1-648 (215 amino acids)
Source: RefSeq, a predicted model, not a curated record
AUGAAGCAGACAAGAGUCUGUCAAGCUGCGUGGAGACGACAAGAGUCUGUCAAGCAGUGGGAGCAGACAAGAGAGUCUGUCAAUAAAAGACACGCUCCUCAGCAUCAUCCACCCCUCCUCAGCAUCAUCCACCGCUCCUCAGUAUCAUCCACCGCUCCUCAGCACCAUCCACCGCUCCUCAGCAUCAUCCACCCCUCCUUAGCAUCAUCCACCGCUCCUCAGCAUCAUCCACCGCUCCUCAAAAUCAUCUGCCGCUCCUCAGCAUCAUCCAACGCUCCUCAGCAUCAUCCAACGCUCCUCAGCAUCAUCCACCGCUCCUCAGCAUCAUCCACCGCUCCUCAGCAUCAUCCACCGCUCCUCAGCAUCAUCCACCGCUCCUCAGCAUCAUCCACCGCUCCUCAGCAUCAUCCACCGCUCCUCAGCAUCAUCCACCCCUCCUUAGCAUCAUCCACCGCUCCUGGGAGCCCGACCGCGGGGAUCAAAGCCAACAGCCCCAACAGCCCCAACAGCCUCAACAGCACCAACAGCCCCAAGAGCCCCAACAGCCCCAACAGCCCCAUCAGUCCCAACAGCCCCAAAAGCCCCAGCAGCCCCGAGUUUACUGACGGCGAUCAGCAACCAUCGUCUUGUUCAUGUGAGUUUCAAUAG